GUAGAUGUAUGUAAUUAAGAAAUUGUAUUGUAUGCUUAAGAAAACAGUGUAAAAUUUCAUGAGAUGUUAUAACUUAUUUUUUCUUUUUAUAACAGCUAUGAAAAUUUAUACACUUUAAUUUGAAAAUAUAUAUACUGUUAAAUAAAAUGGUCGCGCCAUAUCUUUAUGAAUAUUUUAACAGUUUGACAUCAAAUAACACAUGGUGAAAUCAAAACAUAAGAGGAACUUACGAGUGUAUUUUAUUUGAUUGUAUAAUAAUAAAGAUUAAACAUGAGAUACGCACAGCUUGUAAUGGGACCAGCUGGUAGUGGAAAGUCUACAUACUGUUCUGCUAUGCAACAACAUGCCGCCAAUGAAAGAAAAGUGAUUGAAAUAGUGAAUUUAGAUCCUGCAGCAGAAUACUUUGAUUAUGAACCUUUAGUUGAUAUAAGGGAAUUAAUUCAGUUAGAUGAUGCCAUGGAAGAUGAUGAAUUACGAUUUGGACCCAAUGGUGGUCUUGUAUUCUGUAUGGAGUAUUUAUUAGAGAAUUCAUCAUGGUUAGAGGAAAAAUUAGGUGAUGUGGACGAUGAUUACAUUAUUUUUGAUUGUCCAGGUCAAAUAGAAUUAUACACGCAUAUGACGGUUAUUCGUCAGUUAAUAACUGUGUUACAGAAUCUCAAUUUUCGUAUAUGUGGAAUCUUUUUAGUGGACAGUCAAUUUAUGGUUGACGGAGCAAAAUUUUUAUCUGGUACAAUGGCUGCUCUGAGUGUAAUGAUCAAUUUAGAAUUGCCACAUAUUAAUAUUCUUAGCAAAAUGGAUUUAUUAUCUAAAAAUGUAAGGAAGCAAUUAGAUAAAUAUUUAGAACCUGAUCCAUACAGUUUAUUAACAGACAUGGAAAAAGAUUCAUGGAAUGAAAGGUAUAGAAACCUUACAGAAGCUAUAGGAAGACUUAUAGAAGAUUAUAGCCUUGUGCGUUUUUAUCCAUUAAAUAUAAAAGAUGAAGAAAGUAUGGCAGACAUUAAAUUAACUAUUGAUAAUAUCAUUCAGUACGGGGAAGAUGCUGAUGUUAAAAUUAGAGAUUUUGAUGAACCUACAGAGGAUGAUGAUAACGAAUAAAUGUGUAAAGUUAUUCUGUUUAAUAAAUUAUUUUUAUAAGAUACGUUUUGUAAUUAAUUUAUUG
Molecule: messenger RNA, 1159 nt
Organism: Nomia melanderi (Alkali bee)
Lineage: Eukaryota; Metazoa; Arthropoda; Insecta; Hymenoptera; Halictidae
Product: GPN-loop GTPase 3
Molecular function (GO): GTPase activity
Source: RefSeq, a predicted model, not a curated record